CUCACCAUUAGAACUGCGAGCUGCGAACGGCGGGGCGCGCCGCCUAAAGUUCUAAAUCCCCUUGCGCAAUAGAUAAAUAGGAUUGCACGGAUGGAAAUGAAGAGCCGCAAUUUUGCUGCGAAAAUUCUUCCCUGUCGCUUUUGCUUAAGAAGUAGGAACUUUGCGGCUUCGCGAAGCGACGACGAAAUGGGGGCCCCGCUCCCCCCGGUCGCUUUCAAGAAUCCCGGCUGCGCGUGCCUGCUGCAAAACUUUCACAAAGUGGCCAAAACGAGAGCAAGCUAUCAUGCGCCAUACACACAAAGAGCAAACGAAAAUCACUGGGAGGAGAUUGCAGACAGUACAUUAUGAAGCCGUUGGGUGCUAAAAUCCGAACGGCUGGGGAGGUCUACCGUGCCGGACGCGCGGUCUCGUGUUGUACGUAGCAGCGGCACGCGCCACGUGGUUCCAUCGUGCAGCGCCCGGAG
This is a messenger RNA of Amoebophrya sp. A120, 464 nucleotides long. Lineage: Eukaryota; Dinophyceae; Syndiniales; Amoebophryaceae. The record is from the annotation of a GenBank genome assembly.